Messenger RNA from Anguilla anguilla (European eel), 2093 nucleotides. RefSeq names its product chromosome 11 C1orf74 homolog (gene c11h1orf74). The transcript has 2 exons. Lineage: Eukaryota; Metazoa; Chordata; Actinopteri; Anguilliformes; Anguillidae. The record is from RefSeq and is a predicted model, not a curated record. The coding region runs from base 840 to 1640 and encodes 266 amino acids.
GUAAUGUAAUAUUAUUUGAUUGUUAAUGCCUCUCAUGUUAUUAUGGUGUUGGGUUGUUUGUAUGUGGUCCCUUCCCCUGGAAUAUGACAUGCAGAGGUCUGGCUAUGCUCUGUCCCAUCUGGAGAUUUCUUUGACCAUUUCUCAAAACAAUAAGAUCCUGAUAAGGUGUCUUACUGGUAUCAACAAUGAUUGUGAAGAGGAAUAUUGAGGAGGUACCAGUUUUUUCCCUAUCAAAAGACAUCCACAUUCGAAAUUAAUAAAUAAGGUAUCAUUGGUGGUCCUGCCUUCAUUUUCUAUUAUACUCAUGCCAAAUGUUAAAAAACAAACCAAUCCUUAUAACAAAGCUGAAUCUUUACUUUUGUAUAGAAUAUGGCAUAUUUCCAAAUACAGUUGAUUAAGUCAUUGAUUUAUAUCUAAUAUAAUUUGUGAAUCGUAAUGAUUGUGCGUCCUAACCUCGAUGCUGUCGUCUGACUAAUUCCACAGCGCAGCUACUAUAAGGAGUACAUGUUUUGUGUCACAAAGGGGAGACUUGGCGCCUGCGCAAUCUUGUGCGUUCCCAGUAUCCAUUGCAGGAAAGGACGCCCCGGAAGUCAUACGACUGGAUAAUAUGGAUUAUAUUCUAUAAUAUAAACACCAAUCUCGCUCAUUGAAAAUAGUCCCGCCGUCCAUGUAUAUACUGUCAAUGAAUCCGGCGAAAAUCGGCUCCAACCGAACACGCCCAGUUUUCGACGCAUUCCGACGAAAUUCGGCUCUAGGCGACCAAACCCCUUCUCUCGUCGUGGUGAAAGUGUCCCCGACAGACAGAUGCAGUGCUUUGGGUCGUGGUCAGGUGUGUGCUGAUGUCAGUGAUGGGAUCCCCAGAGUGCUUUGUUGUUGCUGCGAGACAGUUCUUGACAUCAGGAAAGAAGAAAUUCUUGUCGGUGCCUUCAUGCUUGAGCCUUGCUGUCCAGGUCUUAGCUGUAGAUUCAGGUCUGAAGCCUGCAAUGGUGUAUGACACAAACUCAGCAGGACCAGAUCAGGUCCAGCGGUACCUUGACAAGCUGCGAGCAUUGGGCCAUGUGAAAAAUGCAGUACGCAUAGUCACAAUCGACGAUAAUAUCCUUAUUAUAAAUUUAGAUCUGAUUAUCAUGCACUUGGAAGAGCUUCUCCUGAAAAAGAAUGUUGCUGUAAUUGACGUGUCCAAGUCUAGGGACCAGCCUGCACUGGCUACAAUGGAAUCCAGUGGCAUUGAGGAGUCGAUGCAGGGAAUUCUGCAUAGUUUGAGAACAUUGGAGAGGGACAGCCUAGUGGUCCCUGCAGUAGGAGAGCAGCUGUGUGCUGGAUGGAACUUGUGCUCUGUGUAUGGGAUCCUCCUGGGCUUCCCAGCCACCUAUUGGUUUGACCAGAAGAGGAGCUUUGAGAACUGCCUGAGCAUGGUGCCGCUGGUGGUCACCACGGCAAGGGCUUCCUGGGAUGCCGUUGCCGGGGGCUACAAGCAGGUUUUCUCCUCCUUCAGCAUCCCACAACUGCUAAUAAAAGAGACUCAGCCCUUAUUGGACUCAUGGACAGAAAAACUGCAGGAGCGAUUCAGUCAACAGUCCACCUUCUCUGCACUUACCGUUUCCACGGAGACGGUCCGAUUGCCCUCGCUUUCCCUCUGACUGACUUCAUGUCCAAAUAUUUUAGAAUAAGUAUUUUACAGAAAAAUUACCAAAUGUCUCAGCAAUUACUUCUGGCUGUUACAGAAACAUACACUUGAUUAAUCAAUUCAGAUCAUUUAAAUGGGGUGUUGCAAAUUCCAGUUUUGUUCUUUUUUUUUGUUCUUUUGUUCUUCUUUGUCACAUCAGCACACAUCAACAUUUGACAAUAAAUAGGUUAUGGAUCCAAUGAAUGAUGGCUGAGAAGUCAAAUGAGUUCAUUUUAAUGGGAUCCAUGCCCUGUACAAGACUCGUACAGUAUUUGGAUUUAUGGGUCACUCAUCUUGGAUUGUAAUCAAGACCAUCACAGAGCAGUGUGAAUCCUAACAUCACACAAUAAUCAUUUUCUGGUGCUUGUAUUGUGCAAUCAUGUUGAGUGCAUCUUGGCCCUGUUAAAUAAAUUUAAAUGUAUACUUU